This is a messenger RNA of Topomyia yanbarensis, 1349 nucleotides long. Its product is annotated as delta-like protein 1. Lineage: Eukaryota; Metazoa; Arthropoda; Insecta; Diptera; Culicidae. The transcript has 4 exons. Bases 126 to 1262 code for a protein of 378 amino acids. Gene Ontology annotation, biological process: anatomical structure development; cell communication. Gene Ontology annotation, cellular component: extracellular region; membrane; cell surface. The record is from RefSeq and is a predicted model, not a curated record. Gene Ontology annotation, molecular function: signaling receptor binding; calcium ion binding.
UCGGCAUCAAACGUACCAUUGCGAUCGCGUGCUCUGUCUGUUUUAAGAAAAAGUGAACAAUCUCAGAUUGGGCUUAAUUUUUGAAUUCCCACGGUCGGUUUGUGCAAAGCCUAGAUGAAGUGAUAAUGAGCAAUAACUGGUACUAUCAGAUAAUAAUUGUGGCGGCGCUCGGCAGCAGUAUCGUCCUCAGUUGGUCAUCAGCGGAAGCCGUUCGUUAUGUGCCAAAAUGGAAGAAACAGGCCUGUGAGCUUCCGUCUGCCCAGAACGAGUACUCGCAUUACGUGUGCGACGAUAACGGCGAUGUCAAGUGUCUUCCAGGCUGGACUGGCGACCUGUGCGAUGUGCCCAUCUGCAAGAAAGGUUGCGACCCGCUGAACGGAUACUGCAAACGACCGAACGAGUGCCGCUGCAAACUCGGAUUCUACGGAGACAACUGCAAUCGCUGUAUUCCACUGCCCGGCUGCCAACAUGGUGGAUGCCAGCAGUCAUUCGAAUGCGUCUGCCACAAGGGUUGGGACGGGAUCUUCUGCUCGGAGCCGAUUUGCCGAGCGGAUUGUCACCCCUCUCGUGGUUACUGCGAAAAACCUGGGGAAUGCCGUUGCCGUCUGGGCUGGUCUGGUCCAACGUGUCGUGACUGUCAGGUUCUACCGGGAUGCCAACGUGGAACUUGUACAAAACCGUUGGAAUGCAAAUGUAUGCCCGGAUGGACUGGCAUCCUGUGUCAAACUCCAAUCUGCGCUAACAACUGCAGCCGUGAUCACGGUUACUGCCGUCGUCCCGGGGAGUGUCGUUGCCGUGUCGGCUGGAUGGGAGAUGAAUGCAACAAGUGUCACCCGUACCCGGGCUGUAAGAACGGAGACUGCCGGCGACCAUGGGAAUGUAACUGCAAACCCGGCUGGGGUGGAAUGCUAUGCGACGAAGAGUUAAAUUAUUGCGAGAAGAACCCGAACACGUGCCAGAACGGUGCAAAAUGUACAUCGCUGAUCAAGGACGAUGGUUUCUACAAGUGUGAAUGUCCCUCGGGGUACAAGGGGAUGCAUUGCGAAAUUCCUCCACCCUCGAUGACGACCAGUUCAACGACUACGACAGCAGCAACGAUUAGCACUGCUGAGACAACAACGGUCGACAGUCAGGAACAUGUGCAUGAAAAUGAGCAAAUGACAAGUUUGAGGCUACAGCUCAGCAAUGUGACAACGCAAUACCCUGGGGAGGACUAUCUAAGCGAUGAAUUUAGCGCCGAGGACGUGGACAAUGAGGCCUGAAUAGUUUUGACUUUUCUAUCAAAUAUCACUGAAGGAGCAUUUACAUAUUUAUAAAUAUUUAUUUAUUUAUUUACAAAACAUAUUUAU